UGUGCCCUAAAGCGAUGUCAACAUUACUUUUCGGUGUCUUUAACAGGUCUUCGUUUGCUGCACAUUGCAAACUUGAAACACACGCUUAAUUCCGGGUAUAUAAGACUACAGGAGAGGUUGUCCUGUCAUACUUAUUAGCAGUUCUUUUUUGGCGUUAAUGUUUCUUUUGUUUUUCAGUGCAAACAAACUAGCUAGGUAAAUUAGCUAGGUAUGGGCUAGUUUUGGCAUCCUUUACUGUCUACGUAUAUUUUGCUACACAAUUUUAGGGUUUCUUAGCAAAACACAUUGACCAGUCAGAUUUAAUUAUGUUUUACUGUGUUUGAGUUAACGUCGCGAUGUUGGCCACCCUCGUUUUACGGCAGUUUCUUAGCAGACAGUGAUGUUUAGACUGACUGGCUUUUUCAGAGUAGCACGCAGGACCGUUUGCAGUGCCGCCGACGACAUGGCGAAGGGCAAGUUUUUCUACGCAGUAAAGAGAGGAUUCAAACCAGGAGUGUACACAUCAUGGGAUCAAUGUAAGAGCCAGGUGGAAAAAUUUCCAUCAGCUUCUUUCAAGAAAUUUGCAUCAGAGAAAGAUGCCUGGGCUUUCGUCAGAGGAGUCGAACUAUCUGCACCUCAGGAUCUGAAGAAAGUGACUCAGAAUGUGGAGCUGGCUGUCAGUUCGCUUCCCAAAAGAGGCCCGGAGCCUCUGGAAUACAUCCCUAUUGGUAAGAAGAGAUGUUACUCACAUGAGGAGACGGAAUCCCAUCCCAAACGGGUCAAACAGUCAGAAAGUUCAUCUUCAGAAAGCACAGACGGGUUCACAUACAUGGGUGAUGCUGUGGUUGUUUACACUGACGGUUGCUGCUCAGCCAAUGGACGGCGUGGCGCCCGAGCUGGCAUCGGAGUCUACUGGGGCUGCAACCACCCACUAAAUGUUGCAGAGCGACUGCAUGGGAGACAAACCAAUCAGCGUGCAGAAAUACAGGCAGCCUGCAAAGCGCUGGAACAAGCCAAACAGAACAACAUAAAGAAGCUGGUUCUUUACACAGACAGCAAGUUUACAAUCAAUGGUGUGACCAGCUGGGUGAAGAAGUGGAAGCUGAAUAAUUGGAGGCUGAAAUCUGGAGGUCAGGUCAUCAACAAAGAAGACUUUGUGAAGCUGGACAGACUGAAUGCAGAGCUGGAGGUGGUCUGGAUGCAUAUUCCAGGUCACGCCGGCUACAGAGGCAACGAGGAAGCCGACAGACUGUCGAGAGACGGAGCAGCAAAGCCUUUAGAGGAGCAGCAUGAAGAAGGAGACGAUGACGACGACUAUGAUUAAAGAGAUCUGCAGUAGGACUCUUCAUUUGGACUCUGGUUCAACAGCCUGUUGGCUGUUUUGAUACAGAGGUUUGUUUUUCUCUUAGCAGCAUUGAUGACUCAGAGAGGCGAGUCAGUGUAUUUGUUGUUUUCCUGUAAAAUGUGUAUUUUAAUUUAUGUUUCUGCUCUGAAUAAAAAUUUGAGUUUCUGCUUCAA
Chelmon rostratus (copperband butterflyfish) is the source of this 1497-nucleotide messenger RNA. RefSeq names its product ribonuclease H1 (gene rnaseh1). Gene Ontology annotation, molecular function: magnesium ion binding; RNA-DNA hybrid ribonuclease activity; nucleic acid binding. Gene Ontology annotation, biological process: DNA replication, removal of RNA primer. The record is from RefSeq and is a predicted model, not a curated record. The transcript is spliced from 8 exons. Bases 380 to 1303 code for a protein of 307 amino acids. Lineage: Eukaryota; Metazoa; Chordata; Actinopteri; Chaetodontiformes; Chaetodontidae.